GUAUUGAUAACUGGAUUUUGUUUCGUUUUUCUGCGUUCAUCAAUGUGAGGCAGUCGCGUUCUUUAAUGUCAAAGUAGUGUUAAAAUUGGAAAGUGGAAAUGGAAACUUUCAUGUAUCUCAAAAAAGCAUUGUCCUCCGGGGACUCGAGCGUUUGUCGUUUAUGCCUGUCGCCGGAUGUGGCUUCGGAACCACUAAUGCAAGACGAAAUGGGGAAACAUCUUAUACAGAAAAUCUUCGAUUGUACAGGUGUUCAGAUUAUACCCUUAACAGGCAUUUCUUCGGUCUUGUGUACCGUUUGUAAAAGACGCGUUGAAGACUUUUAUCUGUUUCGUUACCAGUGUAUUAAAAACAACGAAGUUCUCAACGAAUUUGCUGUAGAAUUGAACAAAUCGCCAUUAGGCAUACCAGAAUCAGAAAUUGAGGAGUUUCCGUUCGAGCCUGU
This is a messenger RNA of Anopheles bellator, 442 nucleotides long. RefSeq lists its product as uncharacterized. Gene Ontology annotation, cellular component: nucleus. Lineage: Eukaryota; Metazoa; Arthropoda; Insecta; Diptera; Culicidae. The record is from RefSeq and is a predicted model, not a curated record. The annotation marks the transcript as partial. The transcript is spliced from 3 exons. Gene Ontology annotation, molecular function: zinc ion binding.